UCGCGCAGGGUUGCGCACACGGAAGACGUAGCUGCGGCCGAGAGGAUGCAGUGAAGGAGCCUCCAGUUUCCACAGCUAAUUUAACGGCCGGGCGCCAGGACAGCGUUGACAUAAUAACGAGAACAAUGAGCGUGAUCCAGGUCGUGGACGGCGGCAGGGGCAGCCGCACCGACAACGGCGGCGGCUCCCCGAGGCUGCAGCACUGCGCUCAGCCUCCCAACAGCAGCGGCGGCGGCGGCGGCGGCGGCAGCAGCGGCAGCGGCAGCCGGACCAAAGAUGCCAGAUACCAGCAGCAGCUCCAGCAGCAGCGGCAUCACGGUGGGUCCAUGUUGAAACAGCCGUCGCUCAACGAGCCGGCCGACGUCGUGCGACGGGCACUGGACUUCAAGUGCCAAGGCACCCAGUGCUACAAGGAUAAGAAGUACCGUGAGGCGAUCGGCAAGUAUCACCGCGCUCUGCUGGAGAUCAAGGGGCUGUGCAGGGUGCUGGGGGACCCGGACACCGGCUCCAAGCCCCCGUCCCCCCUCCUGCCGACCAUCAGCAAGUCCUCGCUGACGGAUGAGCAGAAGGGAGAUAUGGAGAACGCAGAGCUGGAGUGUUACAACAGCUUGGCCGCCUGCCUGCUGCAGAUGGAGCUGGUGAACUAUGAGCGAGUGAAGGAGUACUGUCUGAAGGUGCUUCACAAGGAAGGGAAGAACUUCAAGGCUCUGUACCGAUCCGGUGUGGCCUACUACCACCUAGGAGAAUUCCAGAAGGCCCUGUACUACCUGAAGGAGUCACACAAACAGGAACCAUCAGACACCAACGCCAUCCGCUACAUCCAGUUGACAGAGAUGAAGAUUCGCCGGAGUGUCCAAAGGGAAAAGAAAGAGGCGACAUAAGCGCUGGCUGUCUGAUGACUUCUCACCCGUUACUAAUUUCAGCCGAACCGUGUGCCACCCAGACCGUACGCACCAUGAGUCAGAGGUCUUGGUGUGGAAAAAAAUAAAUAUUUGUUUGCUUUUGCCUUGCACAACAUCCGGUUGCCAGUUAUGUGAUUGAACUUCAAUGUUGUGUGCUUGAAAGCAAUUUUUAAAUUAAUUUUAUUAUUAUUAUUUAUUUUUUUAAUCGCACCUGAUGUGAUUGUCUGUCUCCAAACCGCCAAACGUAUCCAGUAUGAAUCCAUCCCAGGCAUUUUUUUUUUUUUUAAAACCAUUACAAAGUGAUGCACUGCCAGUCCAAACAUUGCACAUACAGGCCAACACUUGUGAUGGAGACGGGAGCAACAAGUUCCACAGAGCGAGUCCAGCAUGUCUGCAGGCGAGUGUAACUGCAAAUUAGCGCGUGCCCUCGCACAAGAUGUCUCUUGAAUGGCACGGAGUAAAUGAGUAACAACCACCUACACCACCAUGUUUUGAUUUUGAAAAGUACAACAAAAGACACGUUUCUUUCAUACUCUCGAUUUAUAUCUGGAGUAAAGGUGCUUUCAUGACGUAGGUUUCCGAACUCAGAAUGUGGAGGCAAGAACAUCAAGAGCACAUGGGUGCUAAUUGCAGCGUGAACUCAAGAGACAUAUCACGACAUGUAAAUGGGCUACUUUCUACGAAUCAUGAAAAAUAUAAUAGAGAGACAAGCUAUUUGUGUUUAUUGAUGCCAAAACAAAGCACUUCAUUCACAGCAUUACUGUAUCAACAAAUACUGUAUGUUUAUUGUAAAAGGUAUGCGUGUAAUAAAUGUGUCUAUUGAUUGAAGUACUUUUCGUUGUUGUGAUGAAGCAGUAGAUUUCCACUCAAUUUUGGAUUUCCACUUUUCUUCUAUAUGUUCCCGAAAGGCGGCGUGUGUAAAUAAACAAGUGAACCA
This is a messenger RNA of Cyclopterus lumpus (lumpfish), 1839 nucleotides long. RefSeq names its product tetratricopeptide repeat protein 9A. Gene Ontology annotation, molecular function: protein binding. The transcript has 3 exons. Bases 126 to 881 code for a protein of 251 amino acids. Lineage: Eukaryota; Metazoa; Chordata; Actinopteri; Perciformes; Cyclopteridae. The record is from RefSeq and is a predicted model, not a curated record.